ACUAGAGUUCUACUGAUUAGCUAGCUAUAAAACGAACUGAGAUCUAGACACCAUAACCAUACUAGCUUAGCUACCUACAAUGGAAGAUGUAGUGGUGAUGUUCCCCUCUGUUGGAAUGGGCCACUUCAUUUCAAUGGUGGAGCUCGGAGAACUCAUCCUCACCCACGACCCUUCACUCUCCAUCACCAUCCUCCUCACUCCUAAGCAUUACGAAGCAGCCUCCGCCGCUAAUUACAUCAAAACCAUCACCGGAACCACCCCUUCCAUCAACUUCCACCAUCUCCGACCCCUCCACCACCCUCCACCUGAUUCUUCCAUUCAUUUCUUCGACMUUGUAUAUCAACUCAUCAAGCAAUACAGACCCGUCGUCAGAGACGCCCUCCAAUCCAUCUCGGAGAAAUCAAACAUCAAAGCUGUCAUCCUUGAUUUCAUGUCGAAUCAUGCUUUUGAAGUCUGUAGAAGCCUCAACAUACCCACCUACUUCUUGUUCACCGGCAGCGCAUUUGGCGCCGGCAUAAUGUUGUACCUCCGGACAAUGCUCGAGAACUUACCUGGGAGCUUGAAAGAUCAGAAAUUUUACAUUGAAGCUCCGGGAAAUCCGCCGAUUUGUUCUCUGGAUAUGCCGUCGACGUUGCAGGAUAAAGACACUGAUUCUUACAAAAACUUAAUCUGCACAUCAGAAAAUAUGGCGAAAUCCAGUGGUAUCAUUGUCAACACGUUUGCGGCUCUUGAGCCAAGGGUCAUGAAAGCGCUCGCCGAUGGGGAGUACAUCCCAGACGGUCCAACUCCGCCAACUUACUACGUUGGGCCACUGAUUAAAGGUAAUACCGGUGACGAUAAGUGUUUAGACUGGCUGAGUUCGCAACCGAGUAAAAGCGUGGUGGUUUUGAUUUUUGGUAGUCUGGGGAAGUUGAAGAAGGAUCAGCUGAUCGAAAUAGCGAAGGGGUUAGAGAAAAGUGGACAAAGAUUUCUCUGGGUGGUCCGGAAUCCACCGCCGGAAAAUGAAGCAGGUCAUGCCUUUGAGUUCAAAGAUCCGGAUCUUGACGACUUACUUCCGGCAGGGUUCUUAGACCGGACUAAAGAGAUGGGGUUGGUGGUGAACAACUGGGCACCACAAGGUGAAAUACUGAGACAUGAGUCAGUGGGUGGGUUUGUCUGCCAUUGUGGGUGGAACUCAGUUCUAGAAGCUAUGCAUGCCGGCGUACCAUUGGUGGCAUGGCCGUUGUAUGCAGAACAAAGGAUGAACAGGGUGCAUCUAGUGGAGGGGAUCAAGGUGGCUCUGAGGUUGAAGAUGUCGGAGGAAGGGUUUGUGACGGCGGAGGAGUUGGCGGAGAGAUUGAGGGAGUUGAUGGAGGAAGAAAGUGGAAGGAAGAUAAGAGAUCAUGUUUCGAAUAUGAGUAUAAGUGCUAAAGCAGCGGUGGCGGACGGUGGUUCGUCCCGAGUUGCCGUAGCUGAGUUGGUCGAGUCACUAAAAUCAGUGCGAGUUUAG
Messenger RNA from Cynara cardunculus var. scolymus (artichoke), 1489 nucleotides. Its product is annotated as UDP-glycosyltransferase 88B1-like. Lineage: Eukaryota; Viridiplantae; Streptophyta; Magnoliopsida; Asterales; Asteraceae. The record is from RefSeq and is a predicted model, not a curated record. The transcript has a single exon. Bases 80 to 1489 code for a protein of 469 amino acids. Gene Ontology annotation, molecular function: UDP-glycosyltransferase activity.